UUUGUUGUUGCAGAAAGCCUCAUUGCAAGCAGAAAUAAACAGAACUUGGUAAUGCAGAUUAUUUCUGAGUUUAUUUUCCUGGAGCGUAGCAAGGAUGGGGACGUACGCAAAAUGGGCAUAAGUCAAAUGAAUAUAUAUCAAGAGUUUCAGUUGAUACUUGCGCUCAUUGAAUACUUCUCGAGGCCCGGCCGGGAUGCUACACGCAAUGCAAUAUUCCUUUCGCUAUUUGGUAGCCAUCUGACACCACAGCGUUCUCGGCUGUUAUCGCGACUAAUAAGCACUGCAGUUUCGGGAUCGGUGGCGCCGCUACUCUCUUCGGCGGGCACGUGGAUGCAACAAGUUGGCUGCAAGUCACAACCAAGCUUAGAGGUGGCACAGAGUAUUGUGAGUGAUUUCAUAUCAUUCUCUCGCAAAACACCAGAUCAAUUGAAACAACUGCCGAUGGUAGGCUCGCAUUUUGCUGCCAACUUUAUGGUUGCUGUGGCUGAUCUUUACCUAAAUGAUAAACGUGGCGGAGUGCUGACGCCACCACCAGAUGCACUGCUGGAUGCCAUAACAGAGUGGACAACAGAAAAUCCGCUGUUAUGCCAGGCUCCUCAACAGCCUCUAGUAUUACCUGCUGGCGCCAUUGCGAUGCCUUUUGCCACUCCGCUGGCUGGCCUUCUUCGUUGGGUGGUGUUGGCGCCAUUGGUCUCAAACCGUCCGGCGUAUAGCAACCUACAUUUAUCAUUACUGCACACUUUAAUGCAGUUGGACAAGAGUGCGGAAGCGACUCCCUUGCAUGCCCAAGAUCUGCUGCAAAUUGUCACAUCAUUGCAAAAAUACUGUACACGCCUGAAGGACUCCAAAGUAGCACCAGAGGAAGAUGCGGCAUAUCAAAAGUGCAUGGAACGCUUUGCCCAAGCAGUGCAAAUUGCAUUGGCCUCCAAGUGCAUCACCAAUCAGAUCCAGUUGCUCUGUGUGCUCGAGAAUUUGCCACAGCAUACACUUAUGAAAAUAGUUCUUGAAACACACAAAAAACUUUAAAUAAACAUAUGUUAUACCAACUAUAUUAUCAAGGCAUUAAUUUUGGGAUUUGCGUUUGUGGUUUAUAUAAUAUUGUAAAACUUC
Molecule: messenger RNA, 1110 nt
Organism: Drosophila sulfurigaster albostrigata
Lineage: Eukaryota; Metazoa; Arthropoda; Insecta; Diptera; Drosophilidae
Product: integrator complex subunit 15
Exons: 1
Source: RefSeq, a predicted model, not a curated record